This is a messenger RNA of Brassica rapa (field mustard), 5535 nucleotides long. RefSeq lists its product as uncharacterized. The record is from RefSeq and is a predicted model, not a curated record. NCBI's taxonomy places the organism in Eukaryota, Viridiplantae, Streptophyta, Magnoliopsida, Brassicales, Brassicaceae.
UUUUUCUACCUCCACUUGGUGGAAUAAAUGGGUAAACCGAUAUUGAACCAAAAUAAUGGGCUUUUGUUACCUCGCAUGAGGCCCAUUAGAGACCUAGCAUAAUCAUCUCGGAUAAACGGGAACACAUUUUUGCUUUUAUUUCUUUGGACUUUGGAGGAAUAAAGGAAUCUGUCAUGUUGACAUGAAAAUGUGAAAAGUUAAAAUUCGAAUAUAAAUAAAUAAUGUAUCAACGGUGAGAAAGCGUUGUACACGUCGUUUUAUUCUAAAGAAUAUUAUAAUUUUUAAGCGUUUUUGAACAAUGUUGCUAGUAUCUGUGGAAUUCUGUAUACUAUAUGCAUAUGAACUAAAAUUUGGAGUUAUAAAUUAUAUAUAAAUAACAUAACAUACUGAUAAAAUUUUGAUAUACAAAUAUGAAAGUAAAAUAUGCCUAAAGUAUUUAUGUAAGUUAUAUAACGUACGACACAUUUUAGAUAUACAGUAUAUGUAAUAUAGAUCGAAUAUGCCUUGAAGAAUUUUCCACGUAUGUUUCUUGAAAAUGUAUUGGAUAAAGUAAUAUAACGAGUGAGAACGCGUUGUACACGUAGUUUUAUUCUGAAGAAUAUUAUAAAUGUUUCAGCGUUUUAUAACAAUGUUGCUUUCUGUGGAAUUCUGUACAUACAUAUGCAUAUCAGCAUAUGAACUAAAAUUUGGAUAUAUAUAACUAUAUAGCAUAACAUAUUGAUAAAAGAUCAGAUAAACAAAUAUGAAGGUAUAUAAUAUGCCCUGAGGUAUGUUCAACAUAAGUUAUAUAACGUAUAAUACAUUUUAGAUAUUUAAUAUAUAAAUAUACAUAAUAGAUCGAAUAUGACUUGAAGAAUUUUCUACGUAUGUUUUCGAAAAUAUAUAAGAUAAUGACAUAAAGGAGAGUAUUCUUUAUAUUUGACCAAUUGUUAUCAGAUUAAACUAGCUGCUUUACGUAUGCUUUCAGAUUAGAUUCUUGGCCAUUUCUUUUUGGCAUUGAAAUACUCAGGUUAAAUGUGUAAAAUGGUUCUUCUAGCUAGCUUUACACAUUGUUACUGUUAUGGUGUGAUCGUAACCUAUUUAACCUAACUUCUUUUGGACACAUGAUAUCAUUAAGUAGUAGUCAAGAAACACAUUGAUUAAUUUAUAUUAUAAACAAAAACAUGUAUUUGAUGAUUUUUUUGAAACCAUGCACCAUGUAUUUGAUGAUAUUGUAUCUUAAAAUUUACGAAAUGAAAGUUAUACCUAUAUAUAUAUAUAUAUAUUAUAUGGCGGUAUAAAGCUUAUAACUAGUACCAAAAUAUUGUAGACAGUAGAUGAUUUGAAUUUAAUCUGUAGGAAUAUAUGGCUCAUACCACAAGAAUGUUUUCUCCUCUUUGUAGUUCCACUUGGGUUUCUCUUUUGAUUUUAGAGUCACCAGUUGUGUUAAUGGAACAGAUAUACGAUCUUAGUCUACGAGAAAUAAAAGUAAAUACCACGUCACAUCGCAUUUGAAAUCCACAAAAGAUUUGCAUUCAUAUCAUCCAAGUUUUUCAUAUAAUUCCAUAAAUUGAAAAAACCUGUGAAAAAUGAUAUACCUUGAAGUGUGGCUAAAAAGAGUGCAAGUAUGGGUGAAAGUGGAUACAAUGGGCGGAGUGACGAUUGCCACACGCCGCGGGAGAUACAAACUCUGUAUCGUUCUACAAAAGAAUUUUUAAAUAAGAGAGCAAGAUGCGUCCAUCAGGCUGUCAAACUCAAAUCUUCAAAGUACAGUUUUGGCAGAGAUUGACCAUGACCCGGUAAUGUUUUGAAAAUUUAUUACAAAAUGCUAUGAGUUCGGAAAUGUAUACAGAUAACAUAGUGUCGUUUUAUGUCAAAUCGUUCUUGAAUAUCAUGAUGGUGUUUUCCAUCUCUGGGCUAUACUCAAAUUAAUGUAGCUAUGUCAAUAUAGCUUUGAGUAGUGGUCAACUAUUGAAUCACGACCCCGAACAAGUAAACCAUAUCAGUGAUUCCUACCCUUUUUUUUGUUUUCAAUAAAGAUGCUUAUUUUUGAAAUAUAAACUAAUAUGCACAUUUGCACUCGUUGUGAGUUCCAUAGCAACAAAAUGACUCAACUUUUAGAAGUUCUUUACUCCUACGAUUUGUUAUAUAUUAGUACCAAGUUACUGCCAGACAGUCCAGACCCAUAAAAUUAGCACACACGAGCAACCCUAGUCGUGCAUGCAUGUGUGUGGUUUGUAUGAACAAAUAAAAACGCAUGUAAGUGGAACUUAUGGGCAGAAACUAAAGAAAGAUGAACAUUAAAGAUACCAGUCGACCAAUCUUUAUUAUCCACUAACUAUUUUUCCAUGUUGAUCAAUAUGGCUUCUAAUUAUAAAUUAAAGCGACUCAAAGCAUUCUUUGGAUCUUUUAGCCGAAUAACUUUACAUUUGGCCUCACCUAAUAUAUUAGUUCAUGCCGACCAACGAAAGUAGUGUGUCUGUUUCUCUUUGUUAAUUAUUGAUAUGUGUGUGUAUUUGUAAACACAACCUUGUAAUUGUAAAUGUAAAAUGUAACCUAGAGAAGAAUUCGGACAAUAGACUUUGAGACAAAAGUCCGUAGGUAUCUCUACAAUACAUGAAAAUGAAGCAAUGUACAGUAUUUUUAUACACACGUGAUUUAUGGCAGUUUAAUUAUCUGUAGAAUCUUUCUCGGAACCAUGUGACCGUAUUAAAUGCGAUAUUACGUGUAAGCUAAUCAUAGUCAUAUUUGUUUAUUAGUAGUUGAGUAAGCGCCGUUCUUAUUUUCAUGCACAUGUGAUCAGUACCGUGCGAAGAGUUUUAGGGGCCUAAGUCAAGUUUUAAAAAUAAAUUUAUUUACAACCGUAUUAAAAAUAAUUUUCUAAUAUGAUAUAUUAUUUUCACCAAAUACACAAGUCUAAUAUUGUAAAAGAAUGAGUUUAUAACGUAAAUAUGUUAUAUUAUGUCAUAUAGAAAAAAAUACAUGAAUUCAAAAAAUGAAUUAAUUAAUUUUCGUAGAAAUGUUUUUUUUUUUAAAUAAGUCUAAACCACUAUACUAAAAAUUAUUUUAAAUUUUAGGGCCCUAAAAACAGUCAUAUUAAUCGGGGGCCUGAGACGAAUGCCUUUUUUAAUACACUGUAGACACGCCUCUGCAUGUGAUAAUUAGUUUUAUCGAAUGGGAUUAUGGCAAUUUGCAUGUAUGAGAGUAUAGGCGCUAAACAAAAACAAGAUACAAUUAAAUAUCUGUUUAUUUAGAAUAUCCGUAGAGUCGACUGCUAGAUUUGUUUUAUUUCUGAGAAAGUAAAAUUCAAAACAAGAUGUUUCUAUUAUAAUUUGUCACUUAUAUCUGGCCUGCUGCACGAUAGUUAAUUGUUCAAUGUUCGUAACAAUUAUUAUGCGUUAGUAUAUUUUGUUAUCGGGUGCAAAAUCAAUUAUUACAUAAAGUUAUUUUUAACAUGAAAUAUAUUCUGAAAAUAGAUAUAUCCUACAAGUUCACUAUAUAUGCAUAUAUAUAAAUACAACAAACCGAACUAAAAAAAUAAAAAUGGAAUCAUAAUACCGUUUCGGUAGAAAAUAUAUAGUAAAUUUACCAAAGUUUUCUGGGUCAGGUGACCUCACUCCAAAGUAUAUAUGUACAUAUAAUUUGAAAGAGUCGAGAUUAUAUGCAUUUUGGAAAAUAACAUACUGUAUAUGGUUUUAUCAAUCGUUAAACAAAAUCAAACUUGCUCUCUGUUAAGGGGUAUAAUUAAACCGUUCUAUUUAAUGUUGUGCUAUUGAUAGAAAAUGUACAAAAAGUAGAACUGGUUUUGAAAGAAAUCGUAGCGUGUCAUUUUAAUGAAACGGUGAGAUGCACGGGAGAUAUAUAAAUAAUCAGUUUCUUUGUGGUAAUAAUAUAUACCAAAAUGUUUUUUUUGUCUGAAUUUUUAAUAUACCAAAAUGUUGGUGAAGGAAAGAAAAGAGCAAAGUGGUAAUCAGAUCGGUAGAUAUACGGAUUCCAUACGGUUCACGUGAAAACGUGAUUCAUUCUUACAUCACUAUUUCAUUUUGCCCGGUCCAAUUUACUCUUUCUUAAUUUACUCUCUGUUUUGUUUAAUAACAGCUUAACUCGUUCAAACUUUUUUAUUUCUCUGUGAAAUUGUUCAAACACACAAUAUAAAUUUUCUUGAAUAUAUGAGUUUACUUUUAUUUUAUUAUCCUGGAGUGAUCAUACACUUGAAUUUAUACUAACCUUUACUUUUGACACUUAACUUUUAACAGAAAAUUUCAGAAUUGAAAGGUCAACAAUUGUUGUGUUUAAUAAUCAUACCAAUUCAAAAUUAGACCCCUAAAACAAUGAUUUGACAAAUUUUAGCCAAAAAAAAAAACAAUUAUUUGAAAGAAAACAAAAAAGGGGAAAGAAAGUCUAUAAAAAGAGACGCUUGGGGAGAUGCAUGGGUCCACUUCCUUCCUUCUUCUAACUACUUUCUCUCAGUCUUCUCACAUUUCUCUAUCUGAUCGAGAAAAAUGGAUUCGAUCUCUUUCGCCAACGUGAAAGCAGAGAAAGCCAAGGCGCUGCAUCGUUUCCAGCGCAUUGGUUUCCUCUUCCGCGCAGCAGAGAUCUGCCUUGCUCUUCUCUUGCUCUGUUGGAUCUUCUCCUCCCUUCCUUUCGCCGCUCGUAUCUCCGGCGAGUUUCUCCGUCGUCUCGCUUGCGUCGUCUCCUCUCCUCUCUUCAUCUUCGUCCUCGGUAACUCCAUCGUCGUCGCCCUUCUCACCACCAAAUCCACCGUCUUCUCCAGCGGUGGCGACGGCGGAGGAGAGGCGGAUAUCUACGACGUGUUCAUCAGAUCCGGUGAGAAUCGCGCCAGUUCUUCCGACGUUAGAGAUAUCCCGGAAGAGCCCACCGUUUACUACGACAAACAGAUGAUCGGCACUGAAACAGAAUCGGUUUCAAAUUCAAUUCCGACGGUGGCGCGUGAAGAUCACGUGACAACCGAACCGGAGAAGGAAACGGUUACGGUUACUGAUGUAGUGAAGGAUUAUUCUCCUCCUCCGACAAAAGUCUAUCGAAGAAGCAAAUCGGAAAAACAGAGACAAGAUACUGUGACGAAGCCUUCGCUCCGGCGAUCGGAGACAGAGAAGUGCCGUGAAACCGUUAAGCAGUGCGAAGAAGUGCCGUUUCCGGAGGAUAAUCUGACAAACGAAGAGUUUCAGAAAACGAUCGAAGCAUUCAUCGCCAAACAGUUGAUUUUCCGUCGCCGAGAAUCCCUCGCCGUCGUUAUCCCAUAACCACAUCUAAAAUGAGUGCAUAUAUUAUAUAUACAUAACUAUAUAUGUAUGUAUCUUCGAGUUCGAACCAACAAGCACAGUUUUGUAAGGAAAGGACAAAUUUAACGGAUAGAAGAUUGAUCGAUCUCUGUUUUGUCCUUUCCUUGGUGGUUCGAAUACGUAUAGCUUCUAAAAUGUUCGAAUCAAGUUUGUUUUAAAGAUUUUGCAUUUAGAACAUGAACAAUAUGAAUAGCGCUUCUCUGUUUCUCCUAAUGUUCACAAUUUUUAAAUAAUUACAUAAUUUCUUGUCCUU